AUUGAAACUGAUCAUGCCCUCUCAACGCCUACGAGUAGCUGUCCUUGAGUGCGACACCCCGAUUGAGCCCAUUAAGGCUAAAUAUGGCACAUACGGGGACGUUUUGGACAACCACCUCAAGCAGGGACUGGAGCGCAUCGGUGAUGUCGAACUGCAAUUGACCAAAAUCGAUGUGGUGCAACCAUUUGCAGAGUACCCCAAGCCAGAGGACUUUGACGUGGUUCUUCUGUCAGGAAGCAAACAUGACUCCUACAAAGAUGAGCCAUGGAUCCUCACCCUCACUAGAUUCGUGCAAGACUGCUAUCUGAUCCACCAAAAACCCGUCAUUGGCAUCUGCUUCGGACACCAGAUCAUUGCGCGUGCCCUCGGAGCACGCGUGGGUCCGAACGUAUCGGGAUGGGAGGUCGCCGUGGAGCCCAUGUCCCUGACUAGUGCGGGCAAGCAGCUUCUGGGGAAGGACAUCUUGUCCCUGCAUAUGAUGCACCGCGACAUUGUGUACGAGGUUCCGCCAGGAUGCGUCAACCUCGGUAGUAGCCUGAUCUGCGGCAUUCAAGGGCUCUAUAUUCCCAAGCGUAUUCUCUGUGUCCAAGGCCAUCCUGAGUACAACGAUUUCAUGGUUUCCGAGCUUCUGAAGCUGCGACGGGGGAUUAUUGGGGAGAAGGUGUAUGCGGAUGCGAUGGCGCGAGUGGAAAAUCCACACGAUGAACCAACAACGGACAUCAUCCACUCCACAUCAUCGCCAUCGCCAUCGACACCCACCAUCAUGUCCAACCAAAUCCGUACCCUUUCCCCCUCCACCAACAAGGUCAUCUUCGAACACCCUGGCAUCUCCCUCGACGAGGCUCGCCAGAUCGCCCAGGCGUCGCAAGAUGCAUUCCGCACAUACAAGCAGACAACGCUGGCUCAGCGCAAGGCGAUCGUUCUCAAAGCGCUGGACCUGAUCGCUGCCAACAAAGAGACACUGGCCGAGGAGCUCACCACUCAAAUGGGCCGUCCGAUUGCCUAUAGCGCCAAAGAAAUUGAGACCUUUCGCAAGCGUGGCGACUACCUCCUCGACAUUGCGGAGGAAAGCCUCAAGUCUCUCCCUGGUGCUCCGGAGAACGGCUUCAGGAGAUUCCUGAAGAAGGAGCCGGUUGGCCCGACUUUGAUCAUCACCGCAUGGAAUUUCCCCUACCUAGUCACAAUCAACGCCCUCGUCCCCGCUCUCCUUGCCGGAAACACAGUCCUCCUCCGCCCAUCUCCCCAAACGCCCAUCUUUGGCGAACGUCUCCUCACAUACUUCACCGAAGCCGGUCUCCCUCCAAACGUGCUCCAGCUGAUCCACUGCGGCUCCCCGGACGUGCUCGACCAAAUCGUUCAGCUCCCUCAGAUCCAGCUCAUCUCCUUUACUGGCUCCACCGCAGGCGGCUUCCGUAUUCGCGAAGCGACCGCGCGCAGAGUUGUCCCGGUCAACCUUGAACUCGGUGGAAACGACCCGGCCUAUGUCCGACCGGACGCGGACAUCCCAUAUGUCGCCGCGCAGCUUGUCGACGGCGCCGUCUUCAACUCGGGCCAGAGCUGCUGUGCCGUUGAGCGAGUGUACGUGCACGCGGACGUACACGAUGCGUUCGUGGAGGAGGUAAAGAAGGAGUUGGCUACAUACAAGCUCGGCUCCCCACACGACAAGUCCACGACCACUGGCCCGGUCAUCUCCCAAGCUGCGCUCAAGAAUAUCCAAUCGCACAUCUCCGACGCUCUUUCCAAGGGCGCUAUCAAUGCAACUCCUCAGAAUGCCACGUUUGAGAACACCCCUGCAGAAGGAAACUACCAGCCUCCUACUGUCCUGACCAACGUCACUCAUGACAUGGUGGUCAUGAAGGAAGAGACCUUUGGUCCUGUCAUGCCGAUCAUGAAGGUCUCCUCGGACGAGGAGGCGAUUUCUCUGAUGAACGACAGCGACUAUGGUCUCACGGCUAGUAUUUGGACGAAGGAUAUCAACAAGGGCGAGGAGUUGAUUGAGAGCUUGGAGGCGGGAACAGUGUAUAUCAACCGCUGCGAUUACCCAAGUCCGGAUCUCGCAUGGAUUGGAUGGAAGAACUCUGGGUUGGGAUGUACCCUUGGACCGCAGGGUUAUGAUGCGUUCUACAAGCUGAAGAGCUUCCACAUCAAGGAGGCGCAGGCGUAGGCUUGAGUAUAUAAUCAUGACUAAUGUACUUGCUUUAAAGUUAUUGUUUCUGAUGCUGCUGGAGUCUGCACAUUCCUUAGCGAAGAGGAAAUAAGCGGAUCCUAUCUCUGGAAUAGAGUUCCAUGAAAGAUCCCUACAUCUCGUAGGAAGAUACCUACGGAAUCAUACGAUUAAGCCUGCUCCAUCCCUUAUAAAAG
This is a messenger RNA of Aspergillus ibericus CBS 121593, 2361 nucleotides long. Its product is annotated as Aldedh-domain-containing protein. The record is from RefSeq and is a predicted model, not a curated record. Gene Ontology annotation, molecular function: aldehyde dehydrogenase (NAD+) activity. Bases 14 to 2164 code for a protein of 716 amino acids. NCBI's taxonomy places the organism in Eukaryota, Fungi, Ascomycota, Eurotiomycetes, Eurotiales, Aspergillaceae. The transcript is spliced from 7 exons.